AUGAUCAUUUGCUUCUACGGUGUUGCUGAAGCGGCUAUUUGGAAUGCAGAAUUAAACAAGGCUCUCACAAUGGAGAGAACGUGGAUUGCAAAGCUUUUCACUCCCACUUGCACAACUGCAGUUCAAGAGUCUUCUGCGCUAUGUGACAUUCCGCUCACUACUGCUCAACUGACUGAAGAUGAGAUGUUUCGGCUAAACAGGCGCCUCUCCUUAGAUGACGUCCAUAUGCUAUCGUAUUCCAAGUGUUCUUACAGAGACCGAGCAGGUCCAUGGGGAUGGUGCGAUUUACCAUCAGAGUGGAACUUGAGAGGAAAUCGGAAACACAGAAUACUUAUUAUCGGCAACAGCUACGCUACCAAUCAAGGCCGUGUGGUCUAUGAAAUGUGCAAAAGGCCUGAUGUCGAGAUAAAACAAUUUUCUAUUGCAGGUUGUGAAGCCUUCACCACUACCAAUCAGUUCUGGCAUUGCCACAAUUCCAGCAUCGUGUACAUGAAUGCCCUCAAGGAAUUCAAACCGGAUGUGUUGUUCAUCCUUGUGAGGUACAUCAGAGCAAUAGAACUGACGUCUUCUACGGAUCGAAUGACAAUCGAGAAGUUUGUGGAGGAAGGAAUCGACGUUUUGAAGGAUUUCUCUAAAAUCGUUAACGACAAAAUAUUCGUUCUACAGGCUAUUCCUCGUCCUCAGGUCUUAUUUGACGAGCGAUAUGAGGCCUUGAAGCAGCAGAUCAUCGAUCCGGACACCGUCAUCAACAAAACCAUCGAUAUUGGGUUCGUUCGGAAGGUGCUGGAUCGCACUGUCAAAACAUGCUCAAAAUGCGCUAUGAUCGACUACUCGCCAUUGUUCACCAUCAAUGGAACUUUUCAACUUUUUGAUAGCCACACUGGG
Molecule: messenger RNA, 885 nt
Organism: Ostertagia ostertagi
Lineage: Eukaryota; Metazoa; Nematoda; Chromadorea; Rhabditida; Trichostrongylidae
Source: the annotation of a GenBank genome assembly